Molecule: messenger RNA, 2041 nt
Organism: Microbotryum saponariae
Lineage: Eukaryota; Fungi; Basidiomycota; Microbotryomycetes; Microbotryales; Microbotryaceae
Source: the annotation of a GenBank genome assembly
AUGAAGGUGGCCGACAACCGGUUCGAUGGUGACCACCGAGGCCAUCGAAAUCCGCAAGACCCGCUUUCCGCGCUCGAGUCGGAGCCGGGCCCUGCCAGUGGUGCGACCCUUGCCGUGGACGUGGACGCGUCAAUCGUUUCAAGUCGCGUCGGAGAUGGCCGGCCUUCGCAAGAGACGGAGAGCCACCGAUCGGCGGCCACGACAUCCGACGACACGCUACUACGCGCAUUCGGACCUCGCCACUCCAUCAGUGCUGAGCCAAUACGUGGAUCUGACCAGGAGGGUGCUUCGGACAGGUCGAGCAAUGCACACGGCUAUGCGGCUCCGAGUGCGAUCGCGGCCCUGCCGACGUUGGGCUCGACCCACUCGCGAGCCAGCUCAGUCACCGACUUGCACGAAUCUCAAGAUGCGGACCAUGGCAUGAUGUACAUCAGAACGCAGUCCAUCAGCCCGCUGUCCCAUGCGACGCGGAAUGGCUCCAUUUCCUCCCCAGCCUCGAAUUCUCGGAGAUCGCUCUCUCCGGAAGACAGCAUCAGUGACGCAUUCUACGUCAGCUCCAGCCACCGCUCCUCGACAUCUUCCAAGCCUAGCAUGUUGGCGACAUCCACAUCGGAGCGCAAGUUUGUUCCCACCCUGAUGCCGACAUCCGAGUCUCCGACGCCAAAAUCGAUCUCCAGUUCCGCGUCUUUGUUGGCACCAACGAGCUCACCCAUAUUUGCGCUGCCUCGUACUCCAGACGUGGCCGCCUUCUUCACUGCUUUCACACCGACCAUCAAUGGAAGGCGCUUCUCAACGACGGCGUUGGUCGAUCCCGAGCUACUGUUGCAACCGAUGAAGGCCAGCGCACUGUUCGUUGCUCAACUCGACCCGGCCAUCAUCACUUUCUUCCUCACGUCGAUCACCUUCACCAUCUCGCGCAAGCUCUUGCUGAGACAGCCAGAAGGCAUAUUCCCCUUCCCCUUCAUACUUCUGGGUACGCAAGCCGGGUUUGCCACCUUUGCGACCCACAUCGCUCGGCGGACCGGCACCUUUCGAGCCACUCGGUUGACGCACAAGCGCGAGACGACGUUGCGUUUUCUAGCUUUGCUCUUCUCAGUCGAGGAGUUGACUUCGACGCUGAGUCUACGCUCAGUAACAGUUCCGGUGAGUCAAUGCUCGGGAAGCUCGGGAAGGACGUCUUGCAGUCGCAGGACUCGGGCACUGACUUGGGUACGGCGCGCCACCGCUCCGUGCAGUUUCAUCUGUCGGUUCGAGCUUUGUCACCAAUCCUUACUCUCGCACUCUCGGUCGUCUUCUUCAAAGAGCGAACCUCGAUGCGAACGACCUCGACAUUCCUCCUCGUCAUUCUGGGAGUCGUUCUGACCUCGCUGAACCUCGAUAUUCAUUCGUUUGGCUCGUUCCUCGUUUUCGCCUCGGCGAUCUUGCUCUCCAUCAAGUCGCUGAUUACGACUCACCUCUUGACGGAGCGAUGGGGCCUCGGCACUUUGGACCUCGUAUCACGCAUAGCUCCUCUUUCCAUCGUCCAUUAUGCCAUCUUUGCGAUCCUUGGAGGCGAGCUUGGAUCCUUCCUCGACUUUCUCGUGGGCCCGGAGUUGACCCAGGGGCACCUCCUGGCGAUCGUCUCCGCGGGUUUGCUGUCCGCGGGCAGCAUAUUCGCCACUCUCAAGGCGGAGGAGCGAGUGCAAGCACCUGCUCCUGCUAUCUCUGGUGCGUGGUUUCUAUUCAGACUGCGUGCGAUGCUUGUUCACCAUGUUCGGGGUUGUGGCGCUGACCUCUCGUGCUCUGAACAUUGGUUGGGCAACAUCAUUUAUUUUUUGCCACAGCCCAUGCCUCUCAAGCGUUCACGAUCGUCGUAUCGGUCAUCGUCUUUGCGCUUCCUCUCUCGAUCAUCAACUUUCUCGGAGUUGCUCUCACACUUACGGGUGGAGUGCUGUACGCCUGGUACGAUGCACUGGACCAUCCUCCCCUACCGUUCCCCAUGAGAGGCAAAAGUUUGCCGAGCACGAUGCCGCCACCGAGCGGUCGUGGCUUGAGGCUAUGA